Closterium sp. NIES-67 is the source of this 4143-nucleotide messenger RNA. The record is from the annotation of a GenBank genome assembly. Lineage: Eukaryota; Viridiplantae; Streptophyta; Zygnematophyceae; Desmidiales; Closteriaceae.
GGUGGUGGAUACAGUGGCGCACAUUCUUUUGGGGUACAGUAACUGCCGUCCAUGAAGGACGAGUGGGUGACUGCCGUGAGGAGAACGUUCCAGAGAUUUUCUCGGAGCGGAGGAGUGGCUCGGAGUGAGUGAGUGAGUGAGUGAGUGAGUGAGUGACGAGCGAGUGACGAGUGAGGGAGUGACGAGCGAGCGAGGGAGUCUCAGGCUCAGAACGGUUCUCGAAGAGUCCCCCGAGAAAUGGAGUCGAUGGGCUCGCUGACGGACCCAAUCAUAGUCCCCCCUGAUGGACCCCCUGAUGGACCCUCUGCGUUUUCUGACUCUCGUCGCUCAAGACGCCUCUCGAGUGGAGCUAUCAGCCGGACUGAUAUCGUUUUUUUCCGCACACAGCUUUCACAGGACGGUCCUUCAGCAGGCCAGGGAUUCAUUCCCCACGUUUCUUCAGCCAAGUCGAUUCCUCGUGCUGCUGUGUUUCCGCGAUUCCGAGCUCCCGCGUGCGUCUUGGGGCGACUUUUGAGUUCACUCACAAGUCAGCUCGCGAUUCUGAGCUCCCGCGUGCGGCUUGGCGCGUUUUGAGGAGCUUUGACAUGCAUGCAUGCAUGCUUUCACGCGGCGACGUUCGUAGCUCGUCCCUCAUGCAGCGACGACGUACUAAGGCAGCAGCAUAUUUGACCUAGAUCACGAGAGGGAAAGACUGUGACCUCGUGUGACCUACUAAGCUCAUUUGACCUAAAUCACGAGAGGGAAAGACUGACCUCUUGUGACCUAAGCUCAUUUGUCCUAAAUCACGAGAGGGGAAGACUGACCUCGUGUGACCUAAGCUCAUUUAACCUAAAUCACGAGGGGGAACAGCUGUGACCUCGUGUGACCUAAGCUCAUUUGACCUAAAUGCAAAGGUGAGCUCAUUUCAUGAGAGCGACCUCAGAAUGCUACAUAAUGAGAGGCCCUCAAGGCUGUCGAGCAUGUACGCGGUUGGACGCAGCUGCUAGGUCGAGUGUUACUGCUCACAAGGUUGAUGGCAUCAGGCCUUGAUAAUUAAAUAGUGGGACUUUUUGAGAAAAUUGCCUCAUAAGGUCCAGAUUGCGCUUUAGAAUCCGCCUCUUGUGGCGCACAGCUGUUGGUCUCAAAAUCCCUUGGGAUCGACACCAGGUACACUGCUAAUGGCAGAAAUGGAAGUGGAGAGGGAAAAAGGGGGAAAAGAGGGUGAACGAGAGGAGAGGGAGAAAGGGCAUCCGGGUAACCACCAUCCGGAUCGUCAUACACACAAUCCUAGCCACCGUGACGGUAGCCCUAAUCAGCACCUGCAGCAGCAGCAGCAGCAGCAGCAGCAGCAGCAGCAGCAGCAGCAGCAGCAGCAGCAGCAGCAGCAGCAGAAUCGCAGCCAAUGGCAAUGGCAGGACCAUCAUAGUAACCAGCCGCAGCAGGAGCCACCUCUUCAACAGAAGCAGCAGCAAGCGGAGCAGCAACAGCAGCAGCAGCAGGAGCAGCAGCGCCAGCAGCAGCAUCACGGCCAAUGGCAGGAUGAGCAGGAACCGCUUCUUCUGCAACAGCAGCAGCAUCCAGUGACGUCAGGAUCUACAUCCAAAAAGGACGAAUGGCAUGCAGCAAUAACGUCAGCAUCACCAGGAGCCGAUGGAUGGCAUGGGUUGCUGACGUCACCAGCAUCAGCACCCAUCAUCACGCGAUGCCAUUCACUGAUUCAACGCCGGGAGGUGCCCAAGGGAUCGACGCCCUUCAUCAUCCUGGGCGUCUGCCUCUUGCUGGUACGCACUCUCUGCUUCGGCAUCUUUUCAAACUUCCAGUCCGACAAGGAGCCGGCGAUUCUCCGUGCCUCCCUGCCCCUCCCACUCCCAGACAGUUCUCUUGACCAUCUUCCAGUGCUCACACUCUGGUUCGACGUCUUUUCAAUCUUCCAGACUGACGAGGAGCGGGCGAUUCUCCGUGCUGCUGUCUCCUCCACUCUUCCUCGGCUCUCCCGGCCAGUGAACUCAAUGGUUACACGACGGCCCACCAUGCAAUCUCCCGCAGCCGUGCCAAGUGCAUUUUCAGCACCACCAGCAGGGGAAAAUACAGCUCCAGCUGCCGUCACCAUGAGAAGUGGCAGCAGCAGCAGCAGCAGCAGCAGCAGUGGCGGCAGCAGCAGUAGCAGCAGUGGCGGCAGCAGCAGCAGCAGCAGCAGCAGCAGUAGAGACAGCAGUGACAGCAGUGGCAGCAGAAGCAGCAUUGGUGGCACCACACCUGCCAAGUGGCAGCAGCAUCGGUUUAGGCCUAUUGGCAGUGCGAGGCUCUUGACGUUUGAGCAGUUCUCUGCGUAUCGCCUCUCUCCCACCCAGUUUGCGGUCGUGGGGCUGGCGGCUCGUGCCAUGGACGAAGUGAGAAAGGUUGGCGAUUGCAUGUGGGAGCCUGCAAAACCAGCUGGGCUAGGGCAAGCACAGGAGCCAAGAGGAGAGGAGGUUAGGGUUGCCAGUGCCACGACAGAGGGUAGUGGCAGUAGGAGAAGGAGGAGGAGGCUGUUGGGCGAGGAGAGGGGGGAGGAGGCGAGGAGAGAGGAGGGGAGGAGGUUGGAAGAGGUGGAGGUGAAUAAGAAGGGGUGGAUACACGGCAAGGUGGAGGAGCUACACGUGGGGGAACACCAUUCGCUGAAAUAUGCCGGGCUGAUCCUGCUGUGUACUCUUGAGAGGGAAGCGUAUGUGGCACUUGGAGGGCAAUUACACAUGGGCAUGGAAGGGGAGGACGUGGUGGUGUAUGAGGAGCAUCCCGUGGAUGUGGUUGGUGCCGUGACCCAUCCUCCCUUCCUCCACAACAUCACGCACUGCUCUCCCCCCAUACACGGUCAGGUGAACGCGGAGCGCGUCUACCAAUGGAUGGAUGUGCACAUACGGAUGGGUGUGGACCACUAUGCCAUGUACGAUGUGGGCGGGGUGGACGACCACCUGCGGACUGCCAUCCAGCCAUUCCUAGAUGGCGGGAUUGCAGAUAUCACGGAUUUUCGGGAGGUGGUGAACUAUGAGUCAUGGUAUCACGGGCAGGUCAUGAUAGUGAACGACUGUGUGUAUCGCUUCCGCCCCCUCUCCAAGUGGAUCAUGUACCUCGAUUAUGACGAGUUCAUCUUCAUAAAUGGCCAGGAGCGCAUGCCCACCCCUUUGAGCGUGCAUCACUUCCUCAUGCCCUAUGAGGGCAUGCCCUAUGUCAGCCACGGGAGCCUCUGGUGGGACUGUGAACGCUGCCUGCCGUCUGAAGGCCCUGAUGACCCCAGGAGGCCUCUGGAGCGCAUGCUGUGGCACGGGCCGGGGAUCUUCUGUCGGGCCAAGGGCAACAACACGAAAGCCAGCAUGUGCUUGGACCACUACGGGCACCGCAAGCUGUUUGUGGAUCCCAGAAGGGUGCGAAUGGUGGAGAACCACGUGGUUCAGGAGCCUGAAGGGGGAGGUGCGGAUGUGUCAACUGACAUUCUCAGACAUGACCACUUCCAUGGCCUUAUCAAACGGGGCAUCAAGGAGUGCACGCUGGCAAUGAAAGAGCACGACAACAUAACCUGGUGGGCCCGAGGGAGAGAGGAGGCGGACCGAAUGCAAUACGUGCGCACACACCCCCUCAACAUGCCGUAUCUUGUUGCGUCACACAGGUGGUGGAGGGAGUUUGUACAAAGAACCCAUCAAGGCCUGUAACGGUGGCAACCGUUGAGGGCUAUCCUUCCUGGCACAACGUUCCCGGCGAGGUGAAGCGUAUGUGACUAUCGUAGGGUAUUACAACGAUUGAUCAAUCUUCUUAAGAGCUGUAAUCUGACCACACAUCCUCAUGCCCCAAGCGGCGGGAGGGAUAAACAAUCGUAGACUAUGUAUGCUUGUCAAGAGACACGCUGGGGUUGCCUCGAUCCUCGGGGAAGGGCUACAAGCCAUCUCUCUGCCUGGGGGGUUACGUAGUUACAGAUCAGCCUCUCUGACAAAACUCGAGUCGCACGAUGUGAAUGCCGGGUUUCGAGUCAGUGAAUGACGGGUCAAGCAAUUCUUGCUGUUUUUUUGUCCUUGAUACAGCGAGAGCUUCGAUGAAUAUAUAUGCAAAAUUGGUACACGCCUCUGGAUAGGAUUCGAAGUACUUUUUCUUGUAAGGGUACUCGCUUGCUGCCACUUUUUCUGUAAGGGUAUU